Messenger RNA from Dichomitus squalens LYAD-421 SS1, 1117 nucleotides. RefSeq lists its product as uncharacterized. Bases 55 to 849 code for a protein of 264 amino acids. The transcript has 4 exons. NCBI's taxonomy places the organism in Eukaryota, Fungi, Basidiomycota, Agaricomycetes, Polyporales, Polyporaceae. The record is from RefSeq and is a predicted model, not a curated record.
GCUGAAGUCAACUCAAGAGUUGUAGGCCUCCGCCACCCUGCCAGUCUUUACACCAUGUUCACCCUCGCCCGUCAUUUCCGGUCCACUCUCCUUUGCGUUACUCUGGCCUCUGCUCUUGUCUUCGCCGACGGUUCGCACAAACACCGCGGGCUCAACCAUGCUCACCGUGAUCUCGCCGUCAACCUCUCCGAGCGCGAUGGCCACGUCCAGAAGCGCUUCGACAACACGCGCUUCACCUACUUCCCGGUCGGGGUGAAUGCUUGCGGCUCGUUCGAUCAUGACAGCGACUUCAUCGUCGCGUUGAACACCCAUCAAUGGGAUGGGGGCUCGCACUGCUAUGAGGAGAUCACCAUCACCUAUCAAGGCAAGUCCGCCAAAGCCAAGAUCACCGACGAGUGCGAGGAGUGCCCGUGGGCGGCGAUUGACCUCUCCCCCGGCCUCUUCCAGUACCUCGUUCCAGGAGGGCUCCCCGUCGGUGAAGUGUACGGGGAGUGGGUCUUCGGCGCCGGCGACGCGCCCGCUCCCCCUCCCCCCACCCACACUACCUCCAAGGCCCCGCCGCCUCCUCCUCCCACCACCACGCACACCACGCACAAGACCACGUCCACCACGUCCACCACACAUACCACGUCUACGCACCACACCACUACGUCGCAUUCGACGACGAGCACAACGAGCACGACGCACACGACGCCGAGCUCCACCUCGACCAGCUCGACCAGAACGUCUUCGGCCCCUACUGCGACCGUCACUUCGUGGGACACCGGCAACUUGAACCAGUUCAACUUGGCGCUCAUCCAGCUUGUCGACCUGAGCAAUGCUAUCAUGGCGUUGCCUGGUGACGUGUAGUGAACGCUCUCACAAGAGCGCCAUGAUUGAGUCGACGGAAUUCGCCACGGAACCUGGUUUGUUCCUUCCGUCCUCGUUGGUGUAUUUCCAGACGCUACCGCUGUUGCAAGUGCGGUUUGAUUCUUGUCGAGCUCUGGUCAGGCAUGUAUACGCUUCGGCCGGAGAAAUACACUUGUUACAUCCAUGUUAUUGUCUCCAUCACAUGUUCAUCGGGUGUACCGCGUUCCAGGAUUGUGUCAAAAGUCAACAUUCAGAAAAUAUAGACGGG